ACCAGCUGUAUUUAUUUAUUUGAUAUAGUUUAAAGCCGUUAGAGCGUUGUUUUAAAAUUAAGUAUGAGUAUUAUGUGUGCAUUCAUGGAUGUCUGGUGAUACAUAGUGUGGCGAUCUUCGUAGUAUCUUAAUGUAUGGGUGUGCAUUGUGUGAUGGUACAUACGUAGAUGAGAUUUUACAUUGUCCAUGAAUUUAUAUACAAUCAAAUACAUGGAACAUAUAUACUGCGCAAGCGAUCCAGCGUGCAUUCAUUGCGUAUAGAGAGUUUUGUAUUUGUAUAUAUACAAUCAUAUAUAGACGUGUAUCCGUACAUGAAUGCGCACACAACACACAGUACAAACCAUCCUUGGUAAAUCAUGCCCUAUUUCCCACUCACUAUGUGUGAGCCUAAACGCUCGGAAGAUGAGGAAAAUGUAGACCCAGGUCACAGAAAAGGGAAUAUCAAUUCAUCGGUUACGACAAGUACAAGGAUAUGUAAAGUCCGUACAACGCAUAUGUCAGAACAUGUUAACGGUAAAGUAUACAACAACAAUAGAGAUCCAGCGAAUGUGCAGGAAUGCAAGAUCAAGCGUGUGCGUGCGCAUGUGUCUGGGGAGAAGAACAACCGGGUUGUAGUCGAUGGCAUAAACUUGGAUGAGAGUGCCAAUCAGUCCUCUGGUGAUAAGGAUACUAUGCACAAAUCCCCACGCCGUUCCAAGAAGACGUCUGCCAUGAAGCACAAGCCUCCGUUGACUGAACGACAGCAAGUGGCCUUGUUAUUGAAGGACCAAGCACAGAAGCAACCCGCGCCAGCCGUGCAGGCUGUAUCGGCUGUUUCAGAGCCAGACGAGAUAUCGCGUUUUGCCGAGAAGUUUCUUUGUACUCCCAGGCCAGUGCUGCCCUCCCACAAGAAAACGUCACCGGUGCACAAAUACGUAUCGGCCACGAAUGUACCUCUGCAAGUGAAGGCUGUGGAUCCAAAACUGGCGCCGUUGAUCAAGAUAGUACGACCCAGGACUGCCGCUACUAACAGGGACACGGGUGCUGGUGAAUAA
This is a messenger RNA of Sphaeroforma arctica JP610, 1034 nucleotides long. RefSeq lists its product as hypothetical. The record is from RefSeq and is a predicted model, not a curated record. The coding region runs from base 357 to 1034 and encodes 225 amino acids. The transcript is spliced from 5 exons. NCBI's taxonomy places the organism in Eukaryota, Ichthyosporea, Ichthyophonida.